Acanthoscelides obtectus is the source of this 2846-nucleotide messenger RNA. The record is from the annotation of a GenBank genome assembly. NCBI's taxonomy places the organism in Eukaryota, Metazoa, Arthropoda, Insecta, Coleoptera, Chrysomelidae.
AUGGGUAUGUGGCAGCACGUUGCUACGUUAAGGCAAAGAAUAAUUGAAGAAAGAAGGUUGUUGGAGAAGGAGGAAAAUGAGAUAUAUAUGGGGGAUGGAUACGAAUGCUCUAGAUGUGGUAAGGUAUACAAGAAGAACUAUAUUUUGCGUAGACAUAUGCUUUUGGAGUGCGGUGUAGAACCCAAAUUCACAUGUGAUAUUUGUGGACACAAAAGCAAAAGGAGACAUGAUUUAGUCGUUCAUAAAAAGAGAAAACACCUCACUGAAUUGAAAGACAGUAGUCUCUACAUCAUGGACACGCAUACGUAACAGGAGCUGAAAAAAGGAUCAGAGGUAUACUGUUAGCAAACACCCGACAUUAUCAAUGCUCCAGAUGUGGAAAGCGGUACAAACAUUCUCACAUAUUGCGUAGACAUUUGGAUUACGAGUGUGGAGUUGAACCAAAGUUCCGGUGUGGUAUCUGCGGUAAAAUGAGCAAAAGGAAGUAUGAUAUGCGAUUGCACAUCAUAAAGAAGCACAUGCCAAACGCCUAGUUUUAAUCUGACAGUUAAUACAGAGUGGCCCAUCCAUGUGUGGACGGAAUAUUACUCAUAAACAAAUACAUUUUGGGAAAAUCUAUUUAUGGCGUGUUAUACAUGACAUUUGAGGGCACAUUUCUAAAAUAAUUUCAAUUAUACAGGGUGGUCCAAUUUUGACCUACAUAUCAAAGUUUUGUUUUUUAAAACGUAUAACCUCAAAUUUUAUUCAAAAAACGCGAAUUGUACUUUUUCUCAAAAAUGUCAAAUGCCCUGUAUAUUUGUGCAAAUUUUUUAUAAGCUUUUUUUUGUUAUAAGGUUUGAUUCAGAUAAAAGGUUAGGUUUUUGAGUUAUUAAGCGUUUAACCAAAAUUAAGGAAAAAAAUCAUAUCCAUGGAAACAAAAGAGAAACAGUGGGCUAGUUCCAUAUUGCCACUAAGAAUACAGAUUUGACGUGAAAACUAAUAACAAUCAGAACAGUAUAAAUCGGCUUCAAGCGUAAUAGAGAAAAUCAACUAUAACAACAACAUAAACAAACAACUAUCACUACUCAAGACCUAAUCUACAAAAACUGCUCGAAAAUAUCUCCACCAUGUUGAACACACAGCCGUAGUCUUUGGACAAAUGACCGUUGCACGUCCCUCAGCAUGUUCAGAAAGGCAUCCUUUUCCGUUCCUUUAUAUUUUCUGGGGUAGAUGGUGCAUAUCUAUAAACCUCUUACUUAACGUAGCCCCAUAGAAAGAAGUCCAUCGGUGUCAUAUCUGGUGAUCUAGGAGACCAAGAUAUAGGCCCAUCAUGACCGAUCCAACGAUUGUUACUCCAGGUGUCCAAAUAGUUACGCACACGGUUAUGAUACUGCGCAUGUGUCAUGUUGGAAGUACAUAUGUAUCCGAGUUUGCAGGUUGACAUCCUCCAAAAGCAAAGGCAAAUGCUCAAUCAAAAAAUUCAAGUAUUCUGUACCUGUUAAUCUGUUGUCGAAAAAGAAAUAACUCCUCCCCAAACAUUCGAGCUCCAUUUAUUCUGGAAAUCUAUUUGCCUAACCCAGUAAGGGUUUUCCGUCGCAUAAUAGUGCAUGUUAUGCCUGUUGACAACACGUAUGCUGUUCCUAAUGACGAAGGCCUUCAUGCAAGCAUAGGUGAUAUGGAUGGUACCUAUGCUUGUGAAUAAUCCUUGGGACAGAAGUUCUGCAUAUAUAACUUUCUGCUCCAAUUUGCCGUGCACUUAAAUGGGGAUGUUCCUGCAACUGAUUCCCCUCAUUGGUGACACUUGGAUUAUUUAUAAACAUUUUUUUUUACUAUAUUCCACUGCUCCACUUGGAUGUCGCAUAUUAGGGUACCGUUACUUAUAAAUACGAGAUGCUAGGAAACUAUUUCUUUGGGCUUCACCGAAAACGAGCACCAUACUCACCAUUUCUUGUUUAGAAAAAUUCAUUUAAAACACGGUUUUAUUAUAAUGCUCCCAAAGCUAAUUUUGACAGUUUGUAACUAUACAACAAUUUGUUACUAAGGAUGAUGCGAUAUUUUAGGAAGUUGAGCCGUUCCAUAAAAGACGUGCUAAUAACCGAAAAAAUAGCCUUAAUAACCCUUAUGUGUCUAGUAUCAAAAAAAGCUUAUAAAAAAUGUAAUCCAAACUUACACAAAUAUAUAGAGUGAUGCAUUUGACAUUUUUGAGAAAAAAUUCAAUUUGCGUUUUUGACCACCCUGUAUGUGCAAAAAUUGAAAUUCUAAAAAGUAACAAAUAAGAUAAAAGCUGAGGUGUGUAAGUUUUUUUUGAUACAAAAUUCAGCACUCCAGAAUUUCAAAAUGGCUGACUGAGGGGUUGCCGAAGUGGACGGUUUUUCUGGACAAAACACCUUACAUCUCAGUAGCUAAUUACCACAACCCCAUAGUAUGUUAUAUCAAUUUUCUUCUUUUGAAUUAGUUUAUCCAAAUAUGCAAUACAAUCUGAGGCAUUCCAUUUGAAAACUCACAACUUUGAUAUGUAGGUCGAAAUUGGGACACCCUGUAUAAUGGCCAAUAUUUUAUAAAUGUGCCCUCAAAUGUCAUGUAUAACAUCCCAUAAAUAGAUUUUCCAGAAUGUAUUUUUCAUGAGUAAUAUUCCGCCAACACAUGGAUGGGCCACUCUGUAUAGUUUGAUGUGGUUAGCCAAGCGCUGAACUGUCAUAGCCAUACCAUGAUUUGUAAAAAAUUUGCAAGUUUUGAAUGAUGAAUUCUCUCCAAACUUUUUUCGCUUCUAGGAACUUAUAGUUAUUAACAAAGCUAUUGUAAUAUAAAUUUGUUUAAAGCUUUUGGUACUCUUAUGUACAACCCAAAGCAAUUAUAUUAUUUGAAAU